AGCCAAGAGGCUCCGCUUGCAACCGCUUCUACUCGGAACACCCAGGAGUCUGAGCUUUGACUGCUCUUUUGAGCCAAGAAUCUGGGUCCCCAGAUUGCGCGUCCUGUGGAACCCGGGAGUCCGUGCCCCCAACUCCUAUGGCUCUAGAUCUAGGAAUUUUUCUACCAACACCACCCCGCCCUCUGUGACAUUUGGGACCCAGGGAUUCGACCCACCAGUUCUUGCUCCACAAGUCCCAGUGUAAAUGACGCUUAGGGGACUCAUUUUGUUCCUCCCUGAUCCUUAAAUACAGGAAUCCAACCACUGUUCUUUUGGGGACCCAGGAGUCGGGGACCUCAGCUUAGAAACCUUCUGAAGCCCAGAGAUCGGUACCUCUUUCAUCUUACAGGUCCAGGAGACAGAAACCCUAACUCACAGAUCCCAUUACACUGAGGCUCGGUCCCCAACCCCCUGCGAUCCAAUGUCCAAGAUUUCAUCCGUCCUGGAAGGCGGGGCUGGAGCAUACGGGGAGGGAGGGGGCAGAAAUGGAGAGGGAAAAGUGAGGUGAGACUAGGGUGGGGACGUGGGCUGAGGGUCUCUGUCAUAAACAAAUGCUAAACAGGCGGGUAGCCGUGGCAACGGCCUUCCCGGGCCUCCCCUGGAGACACCACUAGGGCAGUGUCGGGGAGGGCAGCCCCCAGGAGCCCCAACUCCUCCAGCUGUUGUGUCUUCCUGUUUUGUCACCAUGGCGACAGUGACCUCAGCCUUUUACCCCCCACCUCCGUCAGAGCGGGUGUCUGAUUUCAUCUGCUUCCACAGCCGGAUCUUUCUCCGUCGGGGUCCUCACCUAAGACCACUGCCAUGCCGGUGACAGUGACCCGCACGACCAUCACGACCACCACCACCUCAGGCCUGGGCUCCCCAACCAUUCUGGGGUCCCCUCGGGCACUGACCCAGCCCCUGGGCCUCCUUCGCCUGCUACAGCUGUUUUCCACCUGUGUGGCCUUCUCGCUAGUGGCCAGCGUGGGCGCUUGGAAUGGGUUCAUGGGGAACUGGUGCAUGUUCGCCUGGUGCUUUUGCUUCGCCAUGACCCUCCUCAUUAUCAUCGUGGAGGUAGGUGGGCUCCAGCCACGCUUCCCACUGUCCUGGCGCAACUUCCCCAUCACCUAUGCCUGUUAUGCUGCCCUCUUCUGCCUCUCGGCCUCCGUCAUCUACCCCACUACCUUGGUCCAGUUCAUGUCUCCUGGCCGCUCAAGGGACCACGCCAUUGCUGCCACCGUCUUCUCCUGCAUCGCCUGUGUGGCUUAUGCCACUGAGGUGGCCUGGACCCGGGCCCGGCCCGGCGAGAUCACCGGCUACAUGGCCACAGUGCCAGGCCUGCUUAAAGUGGUUGAGACUUUCGUGGCCUGCAUCAUCUUUGCCUUCAUCGUGGACUCUUACCUGUACAAGUACAAGGCAGCCCUGGAGUGGUGCGUGGCCGUCUAUGCCAUCUGCUUCAUCUUGGCGGCCGUGGCCAUCCUGCUGAACCUGGGCGACUGCACCAACAUGCUGCCCAUCCCCUUCCCCACUUUCCUGUCUGGGCUGGCCCUGCUCUCCGUCCUUUUCUACGCCUCGGCAAUGGUACUCUGGCCUCUCUACCAGUUCGACGAGAAGUACGGCGGCCAGCCCCAGCGGCGGAUGGAUUCAAACUGCCGUAAUAGUCACACCUACAGCGUGUGCGCCUGGGACUCCCGCCUGGCUGUGGCCAUCUUGACGGCCAUCAACCUGCUGGCUUAUGUGGCCGACCUGGUGUACUCAGCCCACCUGGUCUUUGUCAGAGUCUGAGGCUCUGACCAGGAGCUCCCAAUUCCCUCCUCUCUCCAGAGGUUUUUUCACUGAGUUCACUGAUGUCCUCUACCUGGCUUCCCUCUCCUCCCUUGUUUCCUUCCCCAUUCAGCUCACUCUCUUCUGUUUCAUUCACUCCUGCUCUCCCGUCCUGUUUAUCGGUCUCCUUCCCUUCCUGUUUUGUUUGGUUGCACAUAAUCUGUUUUGUCUCCAUUUUGCCUCUUUCUCUUUUCACUCUCUUCUACUUAGUCUGUUGGUUGGUUCUUUUCUGGCUGUCCUGUUUGUUUUCUAAUCUGCCCAUUUCCUCUUCCCAUUUUCCUUCUUUUGAUUUCCUUGGGAGCCCUGAAACUUUUUUGUUCUCCCCCCACUACCCCCACCUCCAAAGGUGCUGAACUCCACCAUGCCAUACCCCUCUUUGCAGCUGUUCAGACCCUGGGCCUCCUGCGGGGCCUUAUUGCCAAAGCAUGCCUGCCCUCCCUGGCUGUGCCUUAGUAGAUGUGUAUGUGUGUUUUUUGGGGGUUGGGGGGGAUAGCUAGGGAAAAAAAAUCCCUAGAGGUCAGUCAUUUCCAGUGGGCUGGAGGCCUAAAGUGCUUUCCCUGGGUCCCGAGGCCCCACCUGGCACUUAGCCUCACCUGAGAUCGGCUCUACAACUUUUGCCAGGCUUACGAAAAACCCACUGCCUAGAGGCCAUCUUAAAGGAAGCAAAGGGUGGUUGGUGGAUGCCUUCCCCCCCAGCUACUCCCUGGAGUAUCAAAAAAGGAGCUGGAGGGGGUAGCCAGUUAGCUCAGAUGGUUUAGAGUGCAGUGCUCUUAACAACAAGGUUGCCGGUUUGAUCCCUGCAUGGGCCACUGUGAGCUGUGCCCUACACACACACAAAAAAAAGCUGGCAAAGAACCACAAUGUGUUGAAGGCAACUAUCUGAUGUAUUUGUGAGGGGCAGUGAUAUGGCCCUCCAGCCUCAGUGUUGAAAAUAGCAUGAACUGCCUUUGCUGGGAGGUGGAGAAAAUGGCCACUGCUGGCCUUAAAGGGAAUGUUAGCCUGGGUUUUUUUUUUGUUUUUGUUUUUCCCUUUUCUUUUUCCUGGUUGCUAGGGCAAACAUUACUGGGUGGACCUAUUCUUAAAGGGGACGUUUCUUUUCAAAAAUUUUUUUUUAUUUGUGGGUGGGUUGGGCAGGUGGGGAUUGCUGCUGCCAUAGUCAGAGGAAUUGCAUUGCUUGAAUCUGUGAUACACACACGUUUCUGUGUGCUAGUUGCUUCCUGCUGCUGCUUCUUCCUGCUUCUCUGGGAGUCACAUGCAUAACAUGAUAUAUAAAUAUAUAUUUUAUUUUUUUUAUUCCCUGGAGCUUCUGGUUCCCAUCAGCCCCUGAUGUCAAUCAUAGAGGGAGGCCUUAUCCUUUCCCCACUACCACACCCAUGUUUUAAAACAAUUUUUUUUACCUCGAUAUAAAGAUAAAAGGAAGA
Rhinolophus ferrumequinum (greater horseshoe bat) is the source of this 3263-nucleotide messenger RNA. It is a transcript of the gene MYADM, whose product is annotated as myeloid associated differentiation marker. Bases 841 to 1803 code for a protein of 320 amino acids. The record is from RefSeq and is a predicted model, not a curated record. Gene Ontology annotation, cellular component: cell-cell junction; plasma membrane. The transcript has 3 exons. Lineage: Eukaryota; Metazoa; Chordata; Mammalia; Chiroptera; Rhinolophidae.